This is a messenger RNA of Carica papaya (papaya), 771 nucleotides long. Its product is annotated as Heavy metal transport/detoxification superfamily protein. The record is from RefSeq and is a predicted model, not a curated record. Gene Ontology annotation, molecular function: metal ion binding. NCBI's taxonomy places the organism in Eukaryota, Viridiplantae, Streptophyta, Magnoliopsida, Brassicales, Caricaceae.
GUUCAAAUCAAACUGUAAUUAGUAAUGGCUGCAAAAGAUGAGAAAGAAAAACUUGAAGUUAUAACAGCUGUUUACAAAGUUAAUCUUCAUUGUCCGCAAUGCGCUUUCCAGAUCAAGAAGCCUCUCUUACGAACACAAGGAGUUCAAAACGUUGAUGUUGAUAUAGAGAAAAGUGAGAUAAAAGUUAAAGGAGCAAUUGAGGUGAUUAAGAUUCAUAAGCUAAUUGAGAAAUGGAGUAGAAGAAAAGUAGAGUUGAUAUCUCCCAAGAUCAAGGUCCAACCCCCCAUCCUACCCGAGAAAAAAGUGGUCAAGGAAGUUAAAGAAGUCUCUCGUACAAUAACAAUGAAAGUUCAUAUGCAUUGCCACCAGUGUGAGCAUGACUUGCGCAAGCAUUUACUCAAACAUAAAGGAAUUUAUACUGUAAAGACCGACAUAAAAACUCAAAUCCUAACAAUUCAAGGAACCAUUGAAUCCGACAAACUUCUCUCUUACAUUCGACGCAAGGUUAAUAAAAAUGCAGAGAUUAUACCUGCAGUUGUUACAAAAUCAGAGAAGAAAGAAGAAUCAAUUACAAAGAAAGAAAAAGUGGAGGUGACAGUUGAGGGUAAGGAGAAGUCAACUAUAAAGUCAACUGAAAUGGUGGAAUUCAAGGAGGAGACGAAGGUGGCAGCUACUAAAACUAACGAUGGUGCAGUUCCUUAUUUUGUUCAUUAUGUUUAUGCCCCCCAGUUGUUUAGUGAUGAAAAUCCAAAUGCUUGUUCAAUUAUGUAG